This is a messenger RNA of Aspergillus pseudonomiae, 2495 nucleotides long. RefSeq names its product Sodium/calcium exchanger protein-domain-containing protein. Gene Ontology annotation, biological process: intracellular calcium ion homeostasis; calcium ion transmembrane transport. Gene Ontology annotation, molecular function: calcium:proton antiporter activity. Gene Ontology annotation, cellular component: fungal-type vacuole membrane. Bases 196 to 1899 code for a protein of 567 amino acids. NCBI's taxonomy places the organism in Eukaryota, Fungi, Ascomycota, Eurotiomycetes, Eurotiales, Aspergillaceae. The record is from RefSeq and is a predicted model, not a curated record. The transcript has 14 exons.
UUGUCGUACUCAAGAAGUCUUGUCCUGGUCUUGGAUUUCUUGGUGGCCACAACUGAGGCUGAGCUUCUUCAGACCCAUAACUCAAGCCACACCGGGCCCCUCUAUAUGAUAUCGUCGCUCAGGCAAGCAUCACAUUAUAUAUAAGUAUUAACUAUCUUCCCACGAUAAUAAGCGGGCAAGGAAUUCAUACGAACAAUGCAUAAAUAUCGACGUCAAGCCAGAAACCUGGCAUGGUAUGACCAGGAUGGAGAGGCAUCAACUCACAACCCGUUCAAGAAAUUUCGACGUCAACGGCCGCGCCGAACGGAUUCUAUCCAGCUCGAGAGCAAACUUACUCCUAUCCGCACUGCAGGGGAUGUGCGCCUCGACGAGGAGCGUCGCCGGCGGAAGGAUAUGACAGAAGGCUUGGUAGGCCCAGAGCAUGCAGAUAGUUUCCCACCAGAGUCCUCUGGGACCGAUCAGGUUACUCCCGAUAGAGCGGGACGUGAGCCGUCAAUGCACAGCAAUGAACCCAUCAACAUCUCAGCCCAAACUGGGCUGGAUGAAGAUCAGAUGGGAGGGCCUCGAAAGAGGAGGACCUUCGCGAGCGGAUUUGGGGAUAGAUCCCUAAAUGGGGACAUCGAAUCGAACUCGGCAAACGAUGCCAACGAGAAGCCGAAGUUUACGGCCAUGGGACAGUUGAAAGCGACUCUGUUCAAUUCCUGGGUCAACAUCCUUCUGCUUGCUGCUCCAGCUGGAAUUGCAUUGAAUUAUGUCGAUGUUGAUCCAGUUGCUGUGUUCGUGGUGAACUUCAUUGCUAUUAUUCCUCUCGCAGCUAUGUUGGGUUACGCGACAGAAGAAAUUGCCAUGCGCACUGGCGAAACAAUCGGUGGCCUACUCAACGCAAGUUUUGGUAAUGCCGUUGAACUAAUUGUGGCUAUCAUUGCGCUGGUCGACGAUGAAGUCACGAUCGUACAGACUUCCCUAAUUGGAAGUAUGCUCUCGAACCUUCUCCUCGUUAUGGGGAUGUGUUUCUUUUUUGGAGGUGUCAACCGCUUGGAGCAGCAUUUCAACCCGGUCGUUGCCCAAACAGCAGCCAGUCUUCUAGCGUUGGCAGUGGGAUGCUUGAUUAUUCCCACUGCCUUCCACACCUGGUCAGGUGCGGGCAACAGUGGUGUCGCAGAGCUCUCACGAGGAACCAGCAUUAUUAUGCUGGUCGUGUACGGAUGCUAUCUGUUCUUCCAGUUGGGGUCGCACACGGAGAUGUACAACAGUCCGAGUCCCAAAGUUGAGAAGAGACGUGUUAAAGUGAACGAGGGUGACACCCAUCGGGGAAUUGCACAGAUAGGCAAAAUGACUGCCACCCUGGCGGGACAGAACGCACAGCAAUUGAAACUGCAAGACCCGGACGAGGAAGAGGAAGAACCUCAGCUAAGCAUUUGGGUGGCUGUGCUAACCCUGGCUAUCUCGACGGCCCUGGUCGCGCUUUGCGCUGAGUACAUGGUUGAUUCUAUUAAUGCGAUUACGGACCGUGGCGGUGUCUCCAAGACCUUUGUUGGACUGAUUCUCCUCCCAAUUGUAGGCAACGCGGCCGAACAUGCCACGGCCGUGACGGUGGCAUGCAAGGACAAGAUGGACUUGGCAAUUGGCGUGGCCGUAGGGUCCAGCAUGCAAAUCGCGUUGUUGGUGCUUCCGUUGAUCAUUGUGAUUGGAUGGGGCAUGGGCAACAAUGACAUGACUUUGUACUUCGACGCCUUCCAAGUGAUUCUGCUAUUUGUUGCCGUCCUGCUGGUAAACUAUCUCAUUGCCGACGGUAAAUCCCAUUGGCUCGAGGGCGUCCUCCUGAUGAUGAUGUACUUGAUCAUAGCCGUGGCAGCUUGGUUCUAUCCCACCAAGACUGAUGAACAGAUGAAAGCAUGAUACGAAGACAUUCGAAGACUUCUGAUAUUGCCAUCCAAUAUAUGAUGAUACUACUAAUUUGAAUUGACCCGACGUUGAUUAUGUUUCUGCCAUACGCUGUUGAAUCACUACAGAAUGCUAUACGAUAGUGGAUACCUCCUAACUCCCACCCGUUCAUAAGACUCUAAACCUACAGAGUAACAUCCGAGAAUACCCAUCACACCACGCACACACAGACCCCCUCCACCUGCCCAGCAGCUUCCUGAACAUCUCUUCUCACCUCUCCAAAGACACGGUAAGGUAGCACUUCGUAUACUCCGUACAAGAAAACGAAACCCACACGCGCCAAUUUAUUACCAAAUACCUCGGCAGCAACUGCCUAUAAUACCAAUCUAUCAACACGUGCUGCCUACCCCACAAAACACUAAAUCUGCAUUUCUCCAACUGUUGCCCAGAAGAGUUACAGAGCUAAAAAAGCAAUCCGCAUCGGAAAAAUCCCCCCCCCCCCUCUUCGGUCGCCUCCUACGUUUCCGCUCUCACACAUGGGGGCCGUUGGGUUUAGCGCUUACGAAGAAGCUCCGUUCCGCCGUUCACUUAUCGGUAUUCGCCGGGGCAAA